AUGGGCUCCAAGAAGUACUUUGGCCUUACGGGCGACGCCCUCAACACCCUCAGAAUCAUUCUCAUCAUUGCGCCCAGUUUCAUUCUUUACGGCUACAACAUCGGUGUGGUCGGCGGUCUGCUCACCGAGGAGGAUUGGGUCAAGACCUUUCCCCAAAUUGAUACUGUCAACACAUCCGGCGCAGAGAAAUCUCGGAACUCGACACUACAAGGAUUCAUCGUUGCUACCUUCACUAUCGGCGCUACAAUCGGCUCUCUCUCAUGUUCCUGGACCGGCGAUAUCUAUGGACGUCGAAACAUUAUCUUUUUCUCCGGUGUUCUCACCUUGAUCGGUGAAGCCCUGAUGUGUUCUGCUUUCGGUCUGCCUCAGUUCACCAUUGGUCGUGUCAUUUGCGGUCUUGGCAUUGGUCAACUUAGCUCGAUUGUGCCCGUCUGGCAGUCCGAAACGUCCGCCGCAGCCAACCGCGGCCGUCAGGUUGUCAUGUCAGGAUGCUUUAUGUGCGUCGGGUAUAUGCUUGAGUCUUGGGUCGACUUCGGCUUCUUCCAAUUCCAUUCGGGCCCAAUCACGUGGCGCCCGCCUCUGGCCAUCGCCUGCUUCUUUUCGAUUGUCCUCAUGGCCUCCAUUUACUUCUUCCCGGAGUCGCCCCGAUGGCUAGUUAUGAAGGGCCGCUCCGAACAAGCACGAUCUGUCAUUGCAGUGCUGAAGUCGCUGCCAGAGGACUCUCUCGAAGUGCAGGCCGAAUUGUCCGGCAUCGAGUACUCUCUCGAAGAAACCAAGGGCUCUGCGGUGUCAAUGAAGGAUAUGCUGAAGAACGGCGAAGACAAGCUGUUGUAUCGCUUUUUGCUUUGCAUGGGUCUCCAGUUCUACCAGCAGAUGUGUGGUUCCAAUUUGGUCAGCGUUUACGCGCCGAUUCUAUUCCAGCAAAAUUUGGGCAUGUCCAGCCAACAAUCUCGCAUCAUGUCUGGCGGCACCCUCACCUGGAAGUUCCUCGCCUCUUUCAUCGCCUUCUUCACUAUCGAUCGUUUCGGCCGUCGAGCUGCCUUCAUUGUCAGUGGUAGUGGCAUGUCCAUUUGUAUGGUUGCCCUCGCUGUGUCCACGUCCUUUGGUAAGGACAACUAUGCCGCGCAAAUCUCUGCCGCUUUCUGGAUCUUCCUCUACAACACCUGGAUCCCGAUUGGCCUCAUGGGAGCCAACUACCUCUAUUGUACCGAGGUCGCCCCCUUGCGCCUGCGCAUGGCCAUGUCCUCUAUUUCGACCGCCAACCACUGGCUGUUCAACUUCCUGGUCAUCAUGGUCACCCCCGUGGCCAUCAACAGCAUCGGGUACCAAUACUACAUUGUUUACGCCGUCAUUGCCUUCACCUUCCCCAUCGUAGUUUGGAUGUGGUUUCCCGAGACGACAGGCCGCAACCUUGAAGAGAUUGACCUUCUGUUCCGCGAGUCGCCUUCAAUCUGGGCCACGGUCAAAUAUGCCAAGACUCGGCCCAUUGCCAUGCCGCAGGAGUUCAGGUCAGAGAAGGACGAGAAGGCAGCACACCUCGAGGAGGCCUAA
This is a messenger RNA of Colletotrichum siamense, 1551 nucleotides long. Its product is annotated as Sugar transporter STL1. The transcript has 2 exons. Gene Ontology annotation, molecular function: carbohydrate:proton symporter activity. The record is from RefSeq and is a predicted model, not a curated record. The coding region runs from base 1 to 1551 and encodes 516 amino acids. Gene Ontology annotation, cellular component: membrane. Gene Ontology annotation, biological process: transmembrane transport; carbohydrate transport. NCBI's taxonomy places the organism in Eukaryota, Fungi, Ascomycota, Sordariomycetes, Glomerellales, Glomerellaceae.